Messenger RNA from Monascus purpureus, 2112 nucleotides. NCBI's taxonomy places the organism in Eukaryota, Fungi, Ascomycota, Eurotiomycetes, Eurotiales, Aspergillaceae. The record is from the annotation of a GenBank genome assembly.
GGAAAUUUGGUACGGGCGUAAUUUUGGUAUCGAUGGAUGGCAACAUAGCGGUAAUUUCGUAACGCUGUCAUUGCAGCAGUUUCUCUCGGUCGACCUCGAGUUCUAACUCUGAAAGCAAAGGGUUUCCAUCAUUCUUCCUUCGGAUCCCGCUAUCGGCCAGCUCUAAGAAGAUACGCGACUCCAUAUCCCAUGUCAGUGAAGGCGCCAUGCUGCCUCCAGAGACAUGACAUCACGAGAAGAAAGCGUCCUGGCCGCCAGAGACCCGUCUCUCAAUGACGAGAAUGACUGGGAGGAAUUCAGCCUGUCCGACGUCAAGAUUCUGUUCCCGGGAAAAUCGCGCUAUGCGAACCUCCUCUCGGCCUCUCCAGACAACCCUGUCCAAGUGGUGGGUCGUUUGGAGGAAGUAGAGGAAGAACAAGAGCCAUUAAGUGCGUGCAUGAUCUACCUCCAUUAUCUAUCUACCUCCGUUAGUGCACCGUGUUUGCCUAGCUGACUUGCUGUUCGUUUUAUGCCUGGACAGUUCUUGAUGAUGACUAUCUUUCGAAGCGCAUCGUGAUUGAGAAUGUAGCACACUAUGCCUACGGCCAGCAUGAUGAUGGCGAAGUUGGGAUCUGGGUUGCGGGUCGGGCUGGCUGGUUCUCUAUCUCUCCUGCGAGAGGAUACAGGCCUAUUUUCAAUGAUAUGGUAGAAGCCAUUGAUCUGCUCUACUUCCUGACAGAUAGGCAUCAGAAGAGGCGGACGCGGCGAAGAAAUUCCAAUCCCAGCGUGCAAUACCUCUGCGAGGAGUACGUUCACCAUACUCACGGAAUCUGUGAAGAUGUGGAUGACUCAGCCGAAGUCUUCUACAAACACCACAACUUUCUACUUUCCCGAAUGCUCAAGGGCGAAGGUGUGGGAUGGGUUGAGACGAAUCUAUUCAAGCAUCUCUGUGAGAAGUUUCCUGAUGACUAUGAGCGAAUCAAGGCACUACUUGCGCCCAAAGAACAGGAAGAAGACGAAGAAGAAGAAGAAGAAGAAGAAGAAGAAGAUGAUGAUGAUGAUGAUGAUGAUGAUGUGACGAACGAAGACGAUGAGCCCAAUGGAUUCUCUGAGAGUCAGGUCAUUGCCCCCGAUUCAGACUCAACCUCGAAGAUGCAGGCAGAUAGUAUUUACAAGGUGAUUGUUGACCUGAAGGAAGAGGGUCACCUAGCAAAGCGUCAAUUGAAUUUGGACCUUGUCAUUUUCACUCUGACGAGUCGCUAUGAAAUUGACAAUGCAGAAUAUGCUCGAGAUCUCAUUGCAGCACGAGCCGGCAUUCUUGUUGAUAUGAUGGAUGAGGCGAAGACGUCAAACUUCGACUGGUCUCGCAAGGCUAUCUACCGGGAUUUGAAAUCACAAUCGCAACAAAAUCACCCACAAUAUCUCACCCUUACACCAUUACGUCCUCGAUUGCCAGAACAUGGUGGGUCGUCAUCCAGCGAAGAGAGCAGUGACGAGUACAACGCGAAGGGUUUGAGGCGUAGAGUCCGCAAAUCUCUUCUGCGACCAAAAAGCUCUGUCUCUUCAAAGAGGGUUGGCAAAGGAACCCGAAGUACCGUGGCAACCGAGCAGGAAGAUUUUUCAGACAGCAGCGAGGACAGUUUAAAGGAUCUGGAGACUCCGAGCAAGGCCCGUGGCCAUGAAUUUGCCCGUGAUCCGCUCUCGACCAGAGCAAGACGGAGAACCCGUUCCAUUCUCUCUGACCCUGGUUCCAUGACUCCUCUUCAAAAGACGCCACUACAAGAGACUCUUCAGAGCAGGAACGCGUCGGUUUCGACCGGAGACCGCGGUGCAUCUGAACCUGCAGACAACUCGUACCCAAGCGACCUUCCUCCCGAUACCUGGGUAUGCCGAGUCAAAGGCUGCAGAAAGAUCAUCUACAAAAGCAGCUCGAAACGAGGCAAAGAAAUAAUCCAGGAUCAUUCUUUGGCCCAUGCGGAUGAUAUGCAGGCUAAGAUUGACCUUGUCUUCGCUGAACAACGACUCAAUGUCAAUCUUCCUGUGGACCAUCUUAUCGAGCGCAUCCGAAAUUUUGGAGCUCUUGACCCUGAUCCCUCCACAGAAAAUGAAGCGUCGAAACGCAUACGAACGUGA